GAGACUGUGUUGAAUGACCCAGUGACUGCACAGUACACCCACACUCUGACUGUGACUGGGACUCUGGUGGGAGGAAACUACACAUGUACUGUGUCCAAUAACAAGCCAUCCAGUAAAUCAUCGAGUAUCAUAGUUAGUGUUCCAUCUCCAACUAAUCUGACCCUGGAGCAAAAUAAUGAGACAAGCAUCAAUGCAUCAUGGAGUCCACCUCCCCAGUCUGCAAACAUUACUGGAUACAGAGUGUUCUGGACUCAGUGCACCUCCUCUGACUGUAUCAACCAAGCAAUGUUUACUUCCUCGACAGUUGAAACACUGACAGGCUUGAUGGCAGGGCAGUGCUACAGUGUUUCUGUGGUUAGUGUCUCAGAUCUCCCAAGUAAUAUUACAACCCACAAUAUAACUUUAGUUACCGAUCCAAGUAGUUUCAACAUUGAUGUGGCAUCUACUAGCCAUGGUUUCUCAUUGGUGGUAAACCUUAGUAACUAUGUAGAAAAUAAUAUCUAUUGUAUUAUGACCAAUGUGACUUUGUUGAGAUUUUUGCACUGUAACAAUGGCCUCGGAAGCUCUAACGUGACUGGCCAGAUAUAUGAUGUCAAUCCAAUGAAUCUAAGUAUCAUCGGAUUAGUUCCUAACAGUGAAUACAAUAUCACAGUGGUGGUAAAUAAUGCUCUGGGAAGCAGAACACAGAGUUUUUCUAAUCAGACUCAGCCAGCAGCACCAUCUGACCCACCUCAAGACAUAGUGGCUGUAAACCAGACCCUCUUCACCAUCACCAUCAGUUGGCAGCCUGUUGACUGUGCCCAUCAGAAUGGGAAUAUAACAGGAUAUGAAAUACGAUAUAGGAAAGAAGACGGUGGAAAUACCAAAGCAGUGUCGGACAGAGUCAUAAUAGGUGCAGAUUAUACCGUAACAGACUUGCAGCCAUCAACUGCAUACUUGAUUAAAGUGGCAGCAAACAACACAGCUGGCAGAGGAGUUUUUGGAAACAUAUCAGCAUCAACAUUGCUAUUUGAAGUUCAUGUGAUAUCAACAACAUCAACUUCCAUUAACAUAUCAUGGCCCGAAGUUGACUAUGAAGUCCUAAUCACAUGGAUCAGCACUCUAUCAAGCCAUUGUACACAAAAUGUAGAUCAAAGUUUAAAGAACGAUUCUGUGAAUGGGCAAGCCUCUUAUGUGAUAGAUGGUCUGAAAGUAUUCACCGAGUAUAACAUCACACUUUGCAUAAAUGGCUCUAUCUGUACUUUCAAGACUGUAGUGACUAAUGCAACUGGUGUGUUCAUUUCAUAAUCUUGUACGAUUCUUAAAAAUUGCCCAUUUUUUCAGCACCAUCUGCAUCUCCAAAAGGAAUGUCAUGGGAAGGAAGUUCAUCGACAACCAUCGCUAUAAAAUGGGGAUCCUGUGCCAUGUGCUGAUCGCAAUGGAAAUAUCACUAGUUAUGUGGUGAUGUUCAGAGAAAAUGGGAAGGAAAUGUUCCAUAAUAAAACUACUACUGGAGUUGAUAUGGAGUUCACUAUCACUGGGUUAGAACCAUCGACUGAGUAUGAGAUUAAAGUUGCUGCUUUCACUGUGCUGUUGGACCGUUCACUAAUGAAAGCUUGUUUGCAAGCACCACAGACUCACCCAACAUUGUAGUGACAACCACUGAAGCAUCUCCUCCUACCACAGCAGACACUAGAGAAGGUGGCAGUAAUGUUGGUGGAGUAGUGGCUGGUGUGAUGGUGUCUGUUCUGUUUCUUAUUGGAGCUACUCUGGGCAUCAUUGCUGCUAUCUGGCUAAUGAGAAGGAAAAAGUCAACUAUGAAGGGUCUUUUCUCAAUCAGUCACUUUAAAGUCACGCGCAAACAAAGCACCUUGCCUCACUCUAGAGACACACGAGAUAUUUCUCUGGAGCAGCUUUCCACUGGAGAGAGUCUGGCAGGUGCAGAACUAUCAUCUGAGAAAGAUGAAGUCAAAACACACUUUAAGCCUCACUCUGACAGUCCCUCACAACAGCCAGCUACAGUUCAACCUAUACCCUACCUCUCCUAUCUAGCUGAUGAGGAGGUACAGGAGGAGGAGGAGGAGGAAGAGGCUGAUCCUGUCCCCAAGCCUUCAGGUAAGUUUCAUGCGAGACCAGUACCUCUGCCAGUGGCUCUGUUUGGGAGCAAUGUGGAGAAGAAACACGCCAACAACAACCAGCCUUUCAUGACUGAGUUUGAGGUAAGUCAAAAUGUUACAUCAAACAAUUUCACUUUGUUGUUGUGUGGAUGUAGGCACUGGGUGAU
Molecule: messenger RNA, 2263 nt
Organism: Geodia barretti
Lineage: Eukaryota; Metazoa; Porifera; Demospongiae; Tetractinellida; Geodiidae
Source: the annotation of a GenBank genome assembly